Drosophila innubila is the source of this 1378-nucleotide messenger RNA. RefSeq lists its product as uncharacterized. Lineage: Eukaryota; Metazoa; Arthropoda; Insecta; Diptera; Drosophilidae. The record is from RefSeq and is a predicted model, not a curated record. Gene Ontology annotation, biological process: tRNA-type intron splice site recognition and cleavage. Gene Ontology annotation, cellular component: tRNA-intron endonuclease complex. The transcript is spliced from 4 exons. Bases 61 to 1242 code for a protein of 393 amino acids.
CGAGCAUGGUAGCGCCAAUCGAUCUGGCAACGCUGCAGCUGAUCAGCUGUUUGUGGCAAAAUGAGCGGCGCGCCAGCGAAUCUGAUUGAAAUUAAAACAAAAAACUUAAAUCUAAGUGCUGCAGAACUCAUUGCCCAUCGACAUGCAGAAGUUGAAUCGCCACGAAUCGGUCUAAAACGUACCAAAGUUGCAGGCACUGUAGCCGAAGAGGAGGAACUAAAAAAUGCUUAUGCAAAUUUACGCUCUCAGUUGUCCACGAGACGUAUUGAACGGCACACAGGACGUGCCAUUGCCGUAUGGCACGAGGAUCAUCAUGCUGCUGAAGUGCGGCGCAAAGAUGGAAAAUUUGAGAGUUUUGGGUACAGCAAACAAGGCAAACUCUAUUUGGAAUAUUACGAGGCAUUAUUCCUACUGGAAUUGAAUCGACUGCAACUGGAGUAUUGCGAGAUGAUUGUUUCCGUGGAACAGGCUUAUGUAUUGCUGCUUGGUGAGGCAGCUAGCGAGAAAUACAACAAUUAUUUGGUGUACUCGGCACUGUCACGCGCUGGUUAUAUUGUAGUCAAGCAUCAGGAAGUCUGUGACGCUCCUCAAAUCAGCUCAGUAAAAGCAGCUGCCGCAAUAACCAGUGAGGAUUGCAUUUGGGCCAUCUUGGAGGAGACUGUGAGCAAUAAGUCGGUGCCUGAACACAUCAAAGCAUCCAUAUACUAUGCUACCGCGCAGGCGCGCUUGGCAGAUCUAAAGCACCAGAUAACUCAUACUUCAACGUUCUUGGAUGAGAAUAUCACGGAAAUAGAACCACAAAAUGAUUUUGAAUUUAACACACGCAAACGAAGAGCACCCUCAGAGCCAGAGGAGCAGGGAGCUAGCAAAAGAACACGCUUUAAGAAAAGCAAAAGUCUAGUCGAUAAUCUAAAAACAGAUUCAAACUAUUUGAGGUUUCAGGAAACAUUUGAGAAAUUCGACAUAGUGCAGUUACAAGAGAAUUAUUAUGAAAGUAAAUUGGAUACAAGCCUGAGAACUUUUAAGAUUAACUUUGAUUUACAUCUACAUAAUGAAGGCUUCAAGCGAAGUGCGCCCAAAUCGCCCACUUUUAGUGUUGUUAUAUUACCAGCCGAUGAACCAUUUCCUACCCAAAAUGAGAUGAUCAAGUGCCAGCAACAACUCUCCCAUCGUGCGCCGUUGCUUGUCAUAUCCGUUAGCGAAUCUAAACAAAUUCAGGCGUUUCUAUAUUAUACGAGCUGAUGAUUUCUGCGAUAGCUCAAUUAAAUUUGUGUGUAAUUGUUUGCUAUUUUAUUUUUGUGUCAAUAAAAUGCGCCAUAAUUAUUCGAUUGACGUACAAAGCGUUCAAAUACGUUAUGAUUGUUGCCAUUCAAAUAUC